This is a messenger RNA of Acaulospora colombiana, 1494 nucleotides long. NCBI's taxonomy places the organism in Eukaryota, Fungi, Glomeromycota, Glomeromycetes, Diversisporales, Acaulosporaceae. The record is from the annotation of a GenBank genome assembly.
GGUAAUGGCGGGAGUGGAGGGAUAACAGGAAUAGCAAAUUAUGCCGAGGAGGUCGAAAAUCUUCGUUGCAUUGUCUCUUAUGUACGAUCCACAUUAAAACGGAAAGUCUUUUGUAUAUGUGGACACAGUAAAGGUGCAGCUGUGGUGCUUUUACAUGCGUCAAAGUAUAACGACGUUCCGAUAGUCAUCAAUAUUUCUGGCCGAUAUGAUCAUACGCAAGUUCCAUCGUACUUUACAUCAGAACAAAUGGAUCAAUUAAGAACAUCCGGUUCGUUUGUUUUCUGCAAGUUUGGACCGAAUAAAAAUCGGGAUUAUGUAGUUCAUCAGGAGGAUUGGGAGAAAAGGAAGAAAUUGGAUAUGUCUGUUGUAAAAAAUAUUGACCGACAAAAAUCCAGGGUUCUGACCGUUCACGGUUCCAAAGAUGACAUCUGCCCCCUCGAAGGAGCCCAGACAUACCAUACAUUGAUUGGUCCUGAGCCUUAUCACAAAUUGGCGGUGAUUCAAGAUGCAGAUCAUGUUUUUAAAGACACAAUGGGCGAGUUGGUGACCAAUAUAUUAUCAUGGCUCUCGGAGAAUGUCUCAUGGGUUUCUAAUGUAUACAGUACCAAGUCAGAUGGUCAACGUUUCCUAUUAUUAUCCGAGAAUUCGAUUAAGAUCAUUAAAGCGGAUUUGGAAUCUUACGUUUCAAUGGAAAUUUCUUCAAUCGCUGCUGAUUAUGGUUCAUACAAAGAUGUAGAACUCGUUUUUAUUGAAUCACGAGAAGCGUAUGAAAAAAUAGAUAGAGAUCUACUGAAGUUCAAUAAAUUAGUUAAAGAGAAGGACAAAAUUGCUCGAGCCGAUGCCAAGCUUCGAGUCAUAAGGGAAUCGUUGGAGGAGGCACGAAAAAUGUAUCAGGACAAAAAGUAUCUAUUUGUAGCCAUCGACAUCGAAAGUUAUGAAAGAGAUCAUUCUUGCAUUUUAGAAGUUGGAUGGAGCAUGUUUAAUUCAAAAACCAGCUUAUUUAUAGAUCGUCACUUUUGCGCGACCGAGCAUAAAUAUAAAAGAAAUGGUAAAUUUGUUGCAGAUAUGAAGGAUCGGUUUAUCUUCGGAAAGACAGUUUGGGCAAAUCUGAAAACGAUUGCCGACGAAAUUAUAAAAGACUUAACGGAGAACAGUGUCAAAGGGAGUGUUGUCCUAGUUGGACAUGAUUUCAAGAUGGAGGAAAAAUAUUUAGAAAGUAUGGGAGUUAAAGUUGACCAAUGCAUUAAGCCCGUAAGAAUAUUUGAUACCGCCGAGAUGAAUGCAGCGAGGGUUGGGAAACCCUAUGAACGAAUGUCUCUUGGAAGAAUACUAGACAGUCUAGACAUCGAAAAUUACAGUCUACACAAUGCUGGAAAUGACGCGCGUUACACUUUACUAUUAUUUCUCGAAUUAUGUAAACUUCCGCUUGCACCCCCAAAAGAAGAUUCUCAAACCAGCGACGAUACGGAUGAUGAUGAUGGAUUUUAUAUUUAA